UCCCAGAGCAGCAUCAAACAUGGGCAAGAUCAUCUUCUACGAGGACAGGAACUUCCAGGGGCGCUCGUACGAGUGCAGCAGCGACUGCCCCGAGCUCACUCCCUACCUGAGCCGCUGCAACUCCUGCAGGGUGGAAAGUGGCUGCUUCAUGGUCUACGACCAUCCCAACUUCAUGGGCAACCAGUACUUUGUGAGGAGGGGCGAGUACUCCGACUACCAGCGCAUGGGCAUGAGCGAGUCAAUCAGAUCCUGUCGUCUAGUUCCUCAGCACAGAGGUGCUUACAAGAUGCGGAUCUACGAGAGGGAGAACUUCGGUGGGCAGAUGCACGAGUUGAUGGAGGACUGCGACUCUCUCCAGGACCGCUUCCACAUGUCCGACAUGCAGUCCUGCAACGUGAUGGACGGCCACUGGCUCAUGUAUGAGCAGCCCCACUACAGAGGCAAGAUGAUGUACCUGAGGCCCGGAGAGUACAGAAACUGGAGAGACAUGGGCAUGGGCAUGAACAGGGUCAGCUCCAUGAGACGCAUCAUGGACUCCUGUUAGAGUGCGGCUUAGAGCACGUGAUGUCUGAGGUUCACAGCUCAGUGGUUCACAACUGAAUAAAGUCACUAGUUUCAUCCCAUGCUUGACUGCUUUUGUCUUUUUU
Clupea harengus (Atlantic herring) is the source of this 647-nucleotide messenger RNA. RefSeq names its product gamma-crystallin M3-like. NCBI's taxonomy places the organism in Eukaryota, Metazoa, Chordata, Actinopteri, Clupeiformes, Clupeidae. Gene Ontology annotation, molecular function: structural constituent of eye lens. Gene Ontology annotation, biological process: lens development in camera-type eye; visual perception. The record is from RefSeq and is a predicted model, not a curated record.